Ustilago hordei is the source of this 726-nucleotide messenger RNA. RefSeq lists its product as uncharacterized. The record is from RefSeq and is a predicted model, not a curated record. Gene Ontology annotation, cellular component: nucleus. The coding region runs from base 1 to 726 and encodes 241 amino acids. The transcript has a single exon. Gene Ontology annotation, biological process: poly(A)+ mRNA export from nucleus. NCBI's taxonomy places the organism in Eukaryota, Fungi, Basidiomycota, Ustilaginomycetes, Ustilaginales, Ustilaginaceae.
AUGGAGUCCAAGCUACAAUCAUUAAAAGUGACAGAACUGAAACAGCUGCUGACAGCAGCAGGAUUGGCUGUUUCCGGAAACAAACCGGAUUUGAUUCAGAGAUUGUUGGAGAAUCCACAAGCUACUGCUUCCCUAGGUGGUGGUGAGGGGGCUGCUUCUAGCCCCGCACAACCCCCUGCUGCACCGGCACCAGUAUCUGCUGAUCCAACUCCCACCCCGGCUCUGGCCCUCGCUGCUUCCGAACCCGCACUUUCCACAACCACAACCACUCAAAAUGGCGCAGUGCAAACAUUCACCACUUCCACUUCACCUGCAGAGCCAUCAGAGGAAGAAGGUCGACAAGCCCUAAUCGUCGAACUGGAAAAACGGAAAGCGCGAGCAGCCAAGUUCGGUCAACCACUGGGAGAAGCUGAAAGAAAACUUGAACGCGCCAUUAAAUUCGGUUUAGAUCCAACAGAAGAAGCUGCCGUUUCAAAGCUUACCAAACCUCUUUCUAAUCCUGCUGAUAAAAGGAAGGAAAAGAAGGAGAGGAGGGAAGCGGUAGUGGUGGAAAAGAAACCAGAAGAAACAGAAGACGAAAGGAAGGAGAGGGAGAAGAGAGAGGAAGAGGAGAAGGAGAAAGCUAGAAGACGGGCUGAGAGGUUUGGCCUUAAAACGAGCGGGGAGGGGGAGAAGAGGAAAGGAGAAGAGGCGAAUGGGGGUGUGGAGAAGAGGGUUAAGGCUUGA